Molecule: messenger RNA, 972 nt
Organism: Drosophila ficusphila
Lineage: Eukaryota; Metazoa; Arthropoda; Insecta; Diptera; Drosophilidae
Product: trypsin-1
Exons: 3
Coding region: 22-972 (316 amino acids)
Biological process (GO): proteolysis
Molecular function (GO): serine-type endopeptidase activity
Source: RefSeq, a predicted model, not a curated record
CAGAAGUAAACAACGGACAAGAUGCGCAGUUACCUGGCCCCGGUGCUCCUGCUGCUGGGCAUCAGCCUCACGUUGGCCCAGUACCAGUACCAGGCCCCCCACCAAACCCUCGCCCAGCAGUUCGCCGACGUGGUGGAUGUCGUCGAUCCCGUCGAGGAGCAGUCCCUCAAAGCCUCGCGGCGGCCGGUGAAGAAUCGCAAUACGUGCACCACCAAGCAGAACUGCUUCUGCGGCACUCCGAACGUCAACCGAAUUGUGGGUGGCCAGCAGGUACGCUCCAACAAAUACCCGUGGACCGCUCAGCUGGUGAAGGGUAAGCACUAUCCCCGCCUCUUCUGCGGCGGCUCCCUGAUCAACGAUCGCUAUGUGCUGACCGCUGCCCACUGUAUCCACGGAAACCGGGACCAGAUCACCAUUCGCCUGCUCCAGAUCGACAGAUCCUCGCGGGAUCCUGGCAUCGUGCGCAAGGUGGUGCAGAGCACUGUCCAUCCCAACUACGAUCCCAACCGCAUUGUCAACGAUGUGGCCCUGCUGAAGCUGGAGUCCCCAGUUCCUCUCACUGGAAACAUGCGUCCCGUUUGCCUGCCCGAGGCCAACCACAACUUUGAUGGCAAGACCGCUGUGGUCGCUGGCUGGGGUCUGAUCAAGGAGGGCGGAGUCACCUCCAACUACCUGCAGGAGGUGAGCGUGCCCAUCAUCACCAACGCCCAGUGUCGCCAGACGCGCUACAAGGACAAGAUCGCCGAGGUGAUGCUCUGCGCCGGAUUGGUGCAGCAGGGUGGCAAGGACGCCUGCCAGGGCGACAGUGGCGGUCCGCUGAUCGUCAACGAGGGUCGCUACAAGCUCGCCGGCGUGGUGUCCUUCGGCUUCGGCUGUGCCCAAAAGAACGCCCCGGGUGUCUACGCCAGGGUCAGCAAGUUCCUCGACUGGAUCCAGAAGAACACCGCCGACGGCUGCUAUUGCCAAAGCUAG